Messenger RNA from Globicephala melas (long-finned pilot whale), 8018 nucleotides. Lineage: Eukaryota; Metazoa; Chordata; Mammalia; Artiodactyla; Delphinidae. The record is from RefSeq and is a predicted model, not a curated record.
AGGUGCGGGAGCUGCGUGGGCUUGUGCCUAGGCGCUUGUGUUUCGGGGCCUUGUGGUGGCACCGGGGGAGCCGGGCUGGCGACUUUGGCACUCUUGGCGUUGGGUGGGCGGCACCUUGGGGGUCACAUGAGCCAGUGGCAUCAUGCCCGUGGGCGCUGGGGUCAGCGUCGUGGCUUUUCCGGACGUUCGUCGGCCAGGAGGAAGGGCGGAAAGCACAUCCCGGAAAGGUGGGAAGACUAUCUCCCAGUUGAACAGCGGAUGCCUGGGAUGCGUUUCAUUGCUGUCAAAGUUCCUUUAAAAAAGAGAUUUGACAAGAAUCUUGCUCCAGAAGAAUGUUUCUCCCCCUUGGAUCUUUUUUAACAAACUCCAAGAACACAACGAAGAACUUGGGCUGAUUAUUGACUUAACAUAUACUCGCCGCUAUUAUAAGCCAGAGGACUUAGCAGAAACCAUUCCUUAUUUAAAAAUUUGUACAAUUGGGCAUCAGGUGCCAGAUGACGACACUAGUUUUAACUUCCAGUGCGCUGUUAAUGGGUUUCUGAAAGAAAGUAAACAUAAUGGUGGGAAGACUAUCUCCCAGUUGAACAGCGGAUGCCUGGGACGCGUUUCAUUGCUGUCAAAGUUCCUUCAAAAAAGGUGCAAAGUAACGUGAGGAAACCGUUGUAAUGUAGCAUUGCCAGUGGAAUUUUAGCCUUAUUCAAAGAGACCGAAGAGUUUCCAAAGCCGAUUCAACCUAAUGUGUGAAGAUUCUGAGAUGUAGCAUGCAUCAGACUCCCCCAUGGCCUUCGGAGAGCAGCUCGUAGGAUACACAUUUUACACAUCCUUCACUGUCGGCGAUGCUACCGUGCUCACUGAGGAAGCAAGGCCCCUCCCAUGGCAUUGCAAACAGGCUUUCUGCCUCAGGAAGAAAAGUCCUUCUCCUUGGCAGCUGGAAUGCUUUUUCCCGUCAUUCUCAGUUAAAUUCCACAGGGAGGAGGGUGUUCAGCUUAAGCUAUAAAACCAGCAGCGACCAAAGCCCUAUACCUGAAGCUCUCCUUGCUUGAGGCCAAGCACAAAGUCCCUCUCCACUGAGGUCGUUGUCUUCUCAACCAUCCUCCUUCUGGCUAGGAAAUCUCACAUAUAUUUUACCAGUUGGAUACCAGCCUUUCAUGCAAACUAAAGGAAUUCGCCUCUACUCACCCUAGGAAAGUAAACUGAGCGCUUCUUGUCUUUCGGCUGAAGGCGAAGUGUAUUUCAGAGCUCUGCAACUUUUCACCCACCCACCCAGCUUCCUCUGGUGGGGACUCCAUGACAGAGACAGUACACCGUGAGCGAAAUCCUGUUCGUCUCCAUGUGACAGGACAACAAUGUUUACUGCUCCAGAAACGGGCCUUUUUACAUAGAGGAAACACUGUCUAGCCAACUCAGGCUUGCACCUCCUACCUGAAGGCAGCUAUAAACUAAUGAGAGGAGACCGUUGUAGUGCCGGCUUGCCGGGCGAAUAGUAGCCUGUGUUAUUGUGACUGAGGAGUCUCACAUGCCGAAUCAAUACAGUGUGUGAAAUUUAUAAAAGCGAGCACGCCUCCGAAUCACCCAUGACCUAAGGAGAGCAGCUCGCAGGUUACAAAUUUCACAGUGCGGUUGCUUCUACCGGGUACACGGAGAUGAGUGCAGUUUUCAAGUGGCUCUUCACAUCUUGCUUGGACUGUCGAGUUAACAGAGCUCCCCAGGUACUCGACUUCCACAUGUUCAUCCCCCAAAGGACAGAGUGCUGCUCCCUAGACUUUCUCUGCAAUAGAGUGUAUGCAAGCUGGAAUUGUAGCCUUAUUCCAAAGUGACCCAAGAGUUUCAAAAGCCAAAUCGAUACAAUGUGUGAAAUUCCUGAAAUCUCGCUUGCAUCAGACUCACCCUUGGCCUCCGGAGUGCAGUUCGUAGGAUACUCAUUUCACAGUCUUCACUCUAGACGCUUCUACCUUUUACGCUGAGACGAGUGCUGCUUCUUAUCUUGCCUCGUUGUCCCUUUAACAGUGCUCCCCUUGCACUUGAUCCUCCACCUAAGGCGAUGGCUCUGCCCCUAGACUUUCCCUGAAGUAUCCAGUAAGCAAGUCCUACUCUCCGUGUACGAGAGACAGGUCUAACCAGGCAACAUUAAACUUGGCCCUUGCAAAUGCUUCCACCAAACGGUCAACGUUCACAAUGAAAUCUACCCUCGGCAAAACUCCUCUGAGCAUCACCAGGAUUCCACGAACAGUGUGAAUUUCUCCUUUUGUAAUACUAUCUUUUUCUCAGCCAUCUGGAAGAGAAGGCCCUUCAUAUAGCGUUGAAGAAAGAGUUUCUGCUUCAGAAAGGAAGGUACUUCUUUGUGGCAGGUUGAAGGUUUUUCCCUACCAUUCUCAGUUAAAUACCACCGGGAGGAGUGUCUUCAGGUUAGGCCCUAGAAGCAGCAGCGACCAAAGCCCUAUGCCUGCAGCUUUCCUAGCGUGAUCCAAGCACGAUAGUCCAUCUCCACAGAGAAGAGGAAACUGGGGUGUACAGACGUUAACUUGCACGAUGUCACACGGACAGAGGGAGGUGCACCAGGAUUCAAACGCGCAGUUUGACUCCUGAGCCUGCAAACGUCUCUGUCUUGCUAUUCUGUCCCAUCUGUCAGUGCACUAGUCCGUUAGUACACUCCUGCGAUUCACAGAACUUAAUGUCUGUAACAACUGUGGCAAAACGAACGAUGGAUGUGCUUUGUGCGGCUGAAGAUCCUAACUCCACUGACAAGCGCCAGCUCUCAGCUCGCAGGUGGGAGCUGGACAGGUCCUGUCUCUUAGGUAAUGACUGAAGCACAGGCGGCCUAUAAAGCACCCUUCUCCCCAGACCUACAGGGCUGAUGUCAUUUCCUUCGUCUGGGCGGUCGCACCAGUGACACGGCGGGCUGUAGGGCGGUGUUAGGUACCCGAGAGACCUGCGGCGCGGUAUGUCACUUCCUCCCGGAGACGCUGUUUCCUAGCAACCGCUUCCCACCUGCGUUCUUAGUACCGCCUCCUCGCUCGCUGCAGAGUUGGUCUCAGAGAGCAGCCAGGCGCAGGCCCAGGAGAGGGGCCAACAGCUGGUUCCUCCGGUCGCGGGGAGACAUCCGCAGAAAUGCAGACCACCAUCAGAGGUUGAAUUAUCCCUAUCAUUUGUUAGCCAUUUUAUAAAAUUAGAUGAUGUCUGAUGAAGUUUUUAGCACAACUUUGGCAUAUACAAAGAGUCCAAAAGUCACCAAAAGAACUACUUUCCAGGAUGAACUAAUAAAAGCAAUUACAGCUCGCUCAGCCAGACAAAGAAGUUCUGAAUACUCAGAUGACUUUGACAGUGAUGAGAUUGUUUCCUUAGGUGAUUUUUCUGACACCUCAGUAGAUGAAAAUUCAGUUAAGAAAAAGAUUAAUGAUUUUCAUAUAUCAGAUGAUGAAGAAAAGAAUUCUCCGAAACUGUCUUUUUUGAAAACCAAGAAAUCAAUCAAUGGUGUGAGGAAAGAUGAGCCAGUAGUCUCUAUCAAAAAUGAUGAGAUGGCACCUGAUGGUGGUAAAGGCAUGAUUGUAAAUCCCUUAUCUGAAUCUCAAAAUAAACAACAAGAAGUUGAAAAAGAGAAAAUUAAAAUGGAAACGAAACCUAGAAUUCUUCUAAUCAAAAGCGCAUCUUCAGAAAAUAACAGCAGCCUUGAAGAAGACAACCACUUUAAGCCUUCACCUCGGCCAAGGAGCAUGUUGAAAAAGCACAGCCACAGGGAGGAGAAAGACAGGCUAGGAGAAGACAAAGACACUGCCCUCCAUGAAGAAUUAGAGGCAUAUUCUGCACCUUCAUUCCUCCCAAGGCUGAAUGGCAGACAACCAGAAGCUGAGAAAAAUGCAUUCUCUGAAAACCUUGACCCUGAGGAUGCAUGGUUAACAAGUCUAUCAUCAUCAUCCCUUAAAGAAAGUCUCGGAAAUUCCUCUUCACCAGUAUCUGGGGAAAAAUCCUCCAUCACAGAUCAGAAUGAAGAAUGCACUGAAAACCAUAGUUCCUUGAAAUCAGUUGAAAAUGAAGAGAACUCAGUUUUGAUAGACUUUGUUACUACACUUGAGAAACCCAAGGAAAGUCAAGUGACUACUGAUGACCUUGAAGAAGAAAAGGAGAAAGCUGAACUGAUUAUGAAUGGUAACUUAACAGUUGAUGAUCCACCACUGUUUCAACUUCAGAGUAUCUUAUGCACUGAGUCUGCAAAGAAAAUAAUCCAAGAUAGAAAUAUGAAGAAUAAAAAGUCAACAAAUAAUAGAGCAUCCAAUGCAUCUGGCAGAUUAGUGACCUCUGAGUUCUUAAGGAAACCUGGUUCUCUAAGGAGAACUCCAUUGACAGUUCCCACUUCUCACUAUUUAGGGACUUUGAGAGUCUUGGACCAAAAGCCCUCACAGAAACAGAGUACAAAACCUGCCAGAGCAGAUAACAUAAGGGCAGCUAUUUAUCAGGAGUGGUUAGAAAAGAAAAAUGUUUAUUUACAUGAAAUGCACAGAAUUAAAAGAAUCGAAAGUGAAAACUUAAGGAUUCAAAAUGAACAGAAAAGAGCUGCUAAGAGAGAAGAAGCCUUAGCAUCAUUUGAGGCCUGGAAAGUCAUGAAAGAAAAGGAAGCAAAGAAGGUAGCUGCAAAAAAAAGGCUUGAGGAAAAAACCAAGAAGAAAACUGAAGAAGAAAAUGCUGUGAGAAAAAGAGAAGCACUGCAAUCUUUAGAAAAAUGGAAAGAGAAAAAGAUGGAAUAUCUUAAAGAGAAAAGUAAAAAAGAGAAAGAAUAUGAAAGAGCAAAGAAACAGAAAGAGGAAGAAACUGUUGCUGAGAAAAGGAAAGAUAACGUAACUGCUAUUGAAAAAUGGAAUGAAAAAAAGGAAGCUGUUUUCAAGGAAAAGGAAAAAGAGAAAAUAAAUGAGAAAAGAAAAGAAGAACUGAAAAGAGCUGAGAAAAAAGCUAAAGAUAAACAAGCUCUUGAUGAAUAUGAAAAAUGGCUGGAAAAAAAAGAAAGGAAGGAAAGAAUUGAACGGAAACAAAAGAAACAUCAUCCCUUUCUUGAAAAUGAGGCACUUCCUCCAUGGAGCCCUCCAAGCAGAACUGUGUUCUCAAAAGUGUUUUGAUAAUUCUUAUUCUUGCAUUAUUUAGUUAUUUAUCAAUUCACCAAUUUUAGCCAAACUAAAUUUAAAACUAUUAAUUCAAUUAUUUAUAGUUAGAAGAGUCUAUUUUAAUAAUUAAAUGCCGGUCACUUCUGCUGACAAUGAAAAAGAUGCUUUACAGUUUAAUCAGUGAAAGCAUUGAAAGCAUUUUUGAACUGUAGAUAAACUGCUUCAAAUGAAGAGCUAAUAAUCAUAUUGCUUUUACCAUUGAAAUACAUAACCCUUUUUCAUGUCCUGAUCAUUUGUAUAGUCUGAUGAUCCAUGAUCACUUUCCCUAACCUGUGCAUGUUAUUAGUAUGUUUAUUCUCCAAUAUAAAAAGAAAACCAUCUAGGUACCAUAAUCAUGAAAUAAUUGAUUUUGCGAAUGAUUGCACCUCUAGAUUCGGGUUUUAAAAUGAAUGGUCACUGGGGAGUAUGCAAAUAUUAUUUCUUCUAAAACUAAUCUUUAGCUCAAAGUAGUUGCAUUUGCACUGUGCAAGUUAGACUUUUGGUCAACUGAGGCAGUAGUUCAGUAGAAUCAUGCAAUCACUGAGGCAUUUUCUUUAAGAAUGUUGCCAUAUGUUUUAAUAUGAGUAUACUUUAUCUGUUUUUGCUUAAGUGACAGUCAUAGGCGCUUUAUAAUGAGCAGACCUCUGAAAUGUGUCUUCCUAAAUUCUAUCUCACUUUACUAUUUCAUUGAUAUCAAAAGAUGUCCAUUUCAUGGUAAUUAUAUACAUUACUUAUGGAAAUUCCACAAGAGUCCAAGGUCAUUAUCACUAUUUUUAUUUCCCAAACUAAAGCCAUAAAGAUGAUAAUGGCAAUUUUUGUCCUCUUAGCUAAUCCAGAGUCAUCUACCUUAUAUUUAGAAGACAGCUGUAUGGGAAGAUAAUUUGUAGAAAAUGUCCAAAGAAUCUAUUUAUUUGAUCUCUGCAUAUCCUCAUUAAUCGGACUCAUACUUGAACUGGUCAACUAGUUUAUCACAGACCAAAUAUAUGCUCUCAGAGUUGAAAUGCUACUGCAGCCAAUGAUGCAAUGCAAUGAUAGAUGAGAAAAAAGUUACUAUUUAUGAAGUACCUGUUGUAUCCUCUCUACUAGAUCUUUACAAGUAUUAUUUUUGAUCUUUACAACAACUAUUCAGAGUACGUGUUAUUAGCUUCAUUUUGCAGAUAAAAAUACUGAGACUCAGAGAAAUCAAAGAACUUGCCACUCAUUUAGCAUGUGACUGAGCUGGGAUUAGAGCUAAUGAAGUCUCUCUACCUCUAGAAUUCAGAUGCUCAUGUUCAUGCUCUCAUGUGACCUCAGAGAACUGUAAAUUCUGUCAAGACCUCUGUAUUAUAUCAAUCUUAAAAACACAUUUUACUUCUCAGAUCCUAAAAUCAUGUAUUGUUUCCCAGAGAUUAUCUUUCCUUUAAGAAAUAGCUGUUUGUUAUUAGAAACAGUUAACCUCAUUAGAUCUUCAAAAUGAAAAAAAUAAUUCAUAGUAUUUAUGGAGUUAGUCAAAUGCCCGUGUCUAGUAUUAGAAUGUCAGAGCACCCAGUGGGUUAUGGAACUUAGGCUUUCAGACAGUUACUCAGGAGGUUUCACACUCUGAGGAUUAGCCUUCUUGCUGCAGUGGAUGUGCAAGGUAAGAAAGAUGUCGUGGAUCACUUUGUAAGAUCACAUCAGUGCUACAGAUAAAUUUAAAAAUUUCAUAAAUAAAACUGGAAGCCUUUUUAUACUACUGGAACUAGGAGAAUCUGUCGUGAAAUUGAACUAAUUACCAGCAGUAUCAGUAUGGGAUUUAGGGCCUCCCUUAGUUCAUUUGUGUGUCCCCCACAGUACCAAACAGAAAAGAUUAAGUAUUUAUUGUAUUGAAUUCUAUUCAGGGCUUAAAAGAUAUUUGCAAAUUCCAGGGAAGUAAAAGGAAAAAUAGAAAAAUGUACAGCUACUUUUAUGAAUGUGAGAUCUUAAGUGUGUGUCAUAGAUUUCACAUUAAAUAUUGACUUAAGCAUUCUGAACAUUUUCUUCUAAUUUAUCAUGCAUAAUGGAUUAACUAUUAUCACCUCUGAGUUGUGAGAAUUGAAGUUAGUUAAUUAAUAUAAAGAAUAUGGCACAUAAGAAAAGACUUAAUAAAUGUUCAUUGUUUUCACUUACUUCCUACCUUGAGCCGUUUGUUUCCCCACCUCAUGUUUGUGAGAAGGUUAACAUGGAUGAGGCUGAUAAUGAUGAGUUAACAUUUCACUUGGUUGGCAUAUAAGAAGAAAUCUCUGCUUUCCCUACCAGUCUAGGUUGUAGCACUCAAAAGAGAAUAUAGAGGUGACCUGCGUUUGGGACCUUCUAAAAAGAAAUCUAAAUACUAAUUCCUUAGCAUUGCUUGUGAGGUCAAUGAAAAGGGAAAUUGAGGUGUUUGCAAAGACCCAGCAAGUCAUUUCCCUCAAAUGGGAUUUUCAUCUUGCUACGCUAAAUAAUAUAUUAUUUCCUGUUUACAGCAAGCUGUGCUGAUUGAAUUGUCUAGUUGAAUGAAAUCACCUCUUUGCCUAUAGCAGAAAUAAAGCUGAGUUCUCAGAGCUGGAUGAAAAUACAGUGCUAUUUACUUUCUGAGAUCCAAAGGGGAGAAUCAAGCCAGGUAAUAUUCUCCUGAAUGUAUUUGUCUAUUUAAAGUGUAUGCUUUCCCCAUAUUUCUUUAGAAAUUAUCAGAUAUCGGGCUUCCCUGGUGGCGCAGUGGUUGAGAGUCCGCCUGCCGAUCCAGGGGACACGGGUUCGUGCCCCGGUCCGGGAGGAUCCUGCGUGCCGCGGAGCGGCUGGGCCCGUGGGCCGUGGCGGCUGAGCCUGUGCGUCCGGAGCCUGUGCUCUGCAACGGGAGAGGCCGCGACAGUGAGAGGCCCGCGUGCCGCAAAAAAAAAAAAAAAAAGAAAUUAU